UUCUAUUUUUCUGUGAACUCCGCUAAUCAUUCUUCUUUUCAAAUUACUACAUUCGGAGGGAGAAAAAAGCCCUAAACUUUGGUCUGGAGAGGUCGAAAAUGGUGGAUGGGUCGAAUAACGUGGAUGUAGAGAAGCUGAUCUCCUUCAGUAAGGAUCUUGUUCAGUUUUUGAAAGAAGAUAAAGAUGUCAGCUUCUUGAAUCAGUGUAAAGAGCAAUUUAAUGCCCUUCAAUCACACUGCCAAUCUGAGUACCAGGCUCUUCAGAAUUCCAUUCAAGAUUAUCAAGGAAAGAUAAAUGCAUGUAAGCAGAGAACAACAGAAGCACAAUCUGAAGCUGCUGCAGAGGCUGAAAUAGAUAAGCUGCAGAAAGAGUUAGAACAGGAGAUCCAGAGAGAACAACUGCUUAGAGAAGAACUUAGAGUUAUAACCGAUGAGAUCAAUGAUUUAGAUCGCCAAAGAGACUCUAUUGAGGAGCACAGGAAAUUGCUCAAGAAAAUUGAGCAAGAUCAUCUUCGAGCUGAGAUGAAGCUAUCACUGUAUGCUUCUGUCACAAGUAUCAUCCCGGACUUGGAUGAUCAAUCCAAAAUAUCAGGCCAUAUUGUGGAGAGAGAUAAGAAGGUGGUUGAAAAUUUCGAGUUUGAUUCAUCAAAUCAAACUGCCUUUGACACUUGUAACAACAUCUGGAAGAUGAUUAAUUUGUAAGAAGCAGCAUUGCUCAGGCUUAGUUAUGACUUGCAUUGUUAAGAGUACCUUAUUGCCUUUGCUGAUCAGAUUUUUAAUCUAAUCAUACUAGAUAUCAUUGCCAUUUUGCAUUAUAGUGUGUUUCAUUUGAAGUAUAAUCUUGUAUUUUGUACAUGAUAUUUGUUGUUUCAGAAUCCAAAUCAUUUCUAAUGCUUUCACAAGUCUCAGUCUGUAAA
Messenger RNA from Solanum lycopersicum (tomato), 916 nucleotides. The record is from RefSeq and is a predicted model, not a curated record. NCBI's taxonomy places the organism in Eukaryota, Viridiplantae, Streptophyta, Magnoliopsida, Solanales, Solanaceae.